This is a messenger RNA of Paralichthys olivaceus (Japanese flounder), 518 nucleotides long. The record is from RefSeq and is a predicted model, not a curated record. NCBI's taxonomy places the organism in Eukaryota, Metazoa, Chordata, Actinopteri, Pleuronectiformes, Paralichthyidae.
CGCCCUGCCUGUCUGCCUGAAAUCUCCAUGACCUGUCCUCCUCUGCAGAAUAUCCACCCAGCUCGCCUCUGCGUGUGUGCGUGUGUGUGUGUGUGUGUGUGUGUGUGUGUUCACCUAACAUGCUGGAGGUCUUGACUUACCUCCACGGCCCCGAGCUCGUGGCCCGGUUCCAGAGACGCUGCGGACUCGUCCUCGUUGAAGCCGCUCAUCACAACCAGGGGAGGACGCGCGCUCCGGCCCACGCCGACAACAAACCACGUGUGCAGGUGCAGGGAACAUGGGACCACCAGGAUAACAACUCCAAACACAGAAACAUGGAGAACGGAUGUGGCGCUGGUGGCUGCAGCAGGCCUCAGUAUGAGGUGAGGAACUGGCUGCUGCACUUUCUCUUCCUGUUCUCAUCAGCCCUGGGUCAUGAAAUCUUCUACAUCACCUGUCUGCCCUGCAUACACUGGAACCUGGACCCGUUCCUGUGCCGACGCCUCGUCAACAUUUGGACUUUGCUGCACUAAUGGCGG